AUGUCCAAUCCACCGUUUACGGUCAAAGCGAUCUUCGAGUACGCUUCAGACCAUGAGGAUGACCUGGCUUUCCCAAUCGGUCAGAUCGUAACCGUUAUGGGUGUUGAGGAUGACGAGUGGUAUUCCGGUGAAUACACGGAUGAAUCGGGUGCUAAACAGGAGGGCAUCUUCCCCAAGAACUUUGUCGAGAAAUAUGAGCCGCCUGCCCCGCCCCGACCAUCUCGUCCCAACAGGCCCAAGAAGGAGCCUGAAGCUGUAGUUCCUCCCCCCGAGCCUGCGUCGCCAGCGGACCCCAGCCCGGUUGAAUCCAACGACCAGCCGGAGCCCGAGUUUGACGAUACUCCUGCUGCUACUCCUGCUGCGGCUCCCGAGGUUUCCGCUCCCCAACCGCCGGCGCCGGCUCCGCAGCCUCCGCAAUCCCCUCCUCCCCAAACGGUCACCUCGCCAGUCGCAGAAGCUCCCACUUCUCCAAAGCCUAUGCAAGCUGCAGCACCUCCUCCGCCAGCCGCAGCUGAACCCGCUUCUAAGCAUACGGCCAAGCCUCCGCCGCCGGCAGCAGCGCCGAAACCGAGCAGUUCCUCGUUUAGGGAUCGCAUUGCUGCGUUCAACAAGGCUGCGGAGGCGCCCCUUGCACCAAUCAAACCCGGUGGACUCAGUUCGGGAUCCAAUCCAGGCUCAUUUGUCAAGAAACCUUUUGUGGCUGCACCUCCCAGCAGACAUGCCUACGUGCCUCCGCCUCCACCUAGGGAGCCGCCUCCGAAGAUAUACAGGCGCGAGGAGGAUCCGGAGUUCCAGGAACAGCUGGCACGGGAGCCUCCCGUCUCUGAAAGCCGCCCACCCCCUCCACCCCCUGCGAUUGAAUCACCAGAGCAAGAAGGGGAAGAGCAGCCCAAGCCCACGAGCUUGAAGGAAAGAAUCGCCUUGCUCCAGCAGCGUCAAGCGGAGCAGGCGGUCCGUCAUGCUGAAGCUGCCCAGAAGAAGGAGAAGCCCGAGAAGCCCAAGAAGCCUGCGGAGCCGGCCGAACAAGCUGCUCCUGUUGAAGGCGGUGAAGUUGCUGAGGCUGAUACUCAUGCUUCCCCGGUUAUUGCGCAAGAGCCGACGAGCGACGCGAAUGAUGCGGACUAUUCCGCUGCCGCUGACACUGAAGAAGCAGAGGAGACCUCGACCAGCAAGGAAGAUUACGAUGAUGCUCCUGCUGCUCGUCCUGUGUCGCGACGGGAACCGCCUGCUGAACAGGAGGAAGACAAGGAGAAGGAAGAUACCGCUGACGAGGAGGCUGAAGGCGAACAGGAGGAGGAACAGGAAGGAGAAGUUGAUCCCGAGGUCAAGCGCAAAAUGGAACUCCGAGAGAGAAUGGCCAAGAUGAGCGGUGGUAUGGGCAUGAUGGGCUUAUUUGGUGGAAUGCCAAUGCCUGGCGCGGCUCCUCGCAAACCCAAGCCCUCUGCGGAUACUGAAAAGAAGCCUGCUGCCGAAUCGGAGGCCACCACCCCUGCUGCUGCUCCCGCUCCCCCGGUUCCUGUCAUGGCUUUGCCAGGAAUGAAUGCCAACAAGCCGCCCCCCGCUCCCCCCACCGACGUCGAGAAGGAAGAGGAAGCGCCUCAACCCCCUCAUGUGACCGAGCAGCAUACCGCAGAGGAAAUUCCUGAUGUCGAGGAAGUUGUCCAUGAAGAGCCAUCCACGGAAAGGCCACCACCGCCACCCCCUCAUGAGGGCGCAGCGCCUCCACUUCCGCCUUUGGCGACCAAGCCUGUUCCGCCGUCAGUCCCCCAGGAGCAACCCACAUCGCCGUCUUCGACAACAGGUGCCCGGUCCAUCCCCCCUGUUCCGAAGUCUCCUCCCACUUCCGCGGAUGCAGGGAACGAGUCGGACGAUGAGCUUUUUGUUCACGCUAGAAAUCUGUCUUUGAACGCCGUCGCUGCGGACCGGCCCGCUCCGCCCCCGCCAGCUGGAGCACCACCACUCCCGGAUCAUUUGGAUUCACGACGCCCUUCGACUUAUGAUACCUCGUCUCCUCUGUCUCCUACUUUUGGUUCGGAGAAAAGACUUAGUCGACCACCACCGCCUAUUCCUACGAGUCCACCAUUGUCACCUCCGAGACAAACUAGGGCUCCUCCUCCGCCACCGCCCAACGAUCUUCGCCGUAGAUCUACGGCUGAAAGCCGGACUACCACGGCUUCUUCUCGCCAAGCCGGGGAAGGGGACGGCGAAACCACGGAAUAUGACGGUGACUACGACACAGAUAUCGCGUCCGGUGCUAAGCAUAAGGAUGCUCUGAAGGGUCACGAGGCCGACUCAAGCAUGGACGAAGGCACCCCUGUCGACGACUUUUCAAUUAAGUCGCCUCAAAGCCCUUGUGGUGCCCCUCCCCCACCUCCCACUGCUCCCAGAGCAGUCCCACCGCCACCACCCAACCAACCUCCUAGGAGCGCCGGUAGGUCGUCUGUUGACAUUCCUAGAGGACCUCCACCGCCGCCUCCGGCUGCUCCCCCAGCUGCCCCCGAAGAUGAUGAAUACGACCCGUUCCGGUAUAGCAACCCGCAGCAUGGCUUGGCUUCACCUACGAUGCCACCUGUCCCCGCUGGACGGCCACAGCCACCUGUUCCUCGGCCCGAGCCAACGGCCGAUGAACAGGAUGAACUGUAUGAUGCAUCUCCCGUGACCACGUCUUCCGAGCGGCCGUUUUCUCCGUCGCGGGAGAAGCGCAUGUCCGGUGUACCACCUCUGCCGCCUCCCCACGAGACUCCAGUUGGCCCACCCCCAUCCUCGUCUCGGAGUAACCGUACUUCUUUGGAUGUUCCGCGGAGCUCGCAUGGGGUACGACGAUCCAUUGACGGCCCUCGCCCGUCAUUCGAUCAGGGAUUCAUGGCCAUGGAUGUCGAUCUAGCAGAGCACACCAUGUGGUGGGCCAAACCCAACACGCCACCGCCGGCCAUCCAAGGUCGGAAGGAUGUGCAGUUCGAGAUCGAGGAGUCAACCUCCAUGAAGCGCGGUGGUAAGACGACCGUGACCAAGGAUGUCUACGUCCUUUAUGCGGACUACUCCCAGACGGUCAUCACGGUUACCUAUGAUGCUCGGAACCCAUCUGACGUCUCCUUGGAGCAGCGCAAAGAGCAUCCUCCGGUUCAGCCUCGUCAGGAUCAGUUGGAGAAUGCACACGUUCAAAACGGUACCCGUAUUAAUGAUGCGGUGACAUCGUUUCAAAACACUACUGUCGCGGACGGUACUCCGUUUGGUCUGGUCCAACAUCUACUCCAGCCUUUGUCGAACGCUUUGUUACCCGUUGGCACCCGAUCCUACGGCGCUUUGGUCUACGCCAACCUCGCCAACGCAUCUGUGCAGCAAUUCGAUGAGAUCCGCGCAGGUGAUAUCGUGAGCUUCCGGAAUGCCCGCUUCCAGGGCCACCGCGGGACAAUGCACCAGAAGUACAACGCAGAGGUGGGUAAGCCCGAUCACGUCGGUGUUGUUGUCGACUGGGAUGGAACGAAGAAGAAGAUCCGUGCGUGGGAGCAAGGGCGUGAGAGCAAGAAGAUUAAGAUGGAGAGCUUCAAGCUCAAUGACCUGCGCAGUGGGGAGUGCAAGGUCUGGCGAGUUAUGCCGCGGAGCUGGGUUGGAUGGGAGAGUUAG
Messenger RNA from Aspergillus glaucus CBS 516.65, 3624 nucleotides. Its product is annotated as SH3 domain protein. Gene Ontology annotation, molecular function: protein binding. Lineage: Eukaryota; Fungi; Ascomycota; Eurotiomycetes; Eurotiales; Aspergillaceae. Bases 1 to 3624 code for a protein of 1207 amino acids. The record is from RefSeq and is a predicted model, not a curated record. The transcript is spliced from 3 exons.